This is a messenger RNA of Magallana angulata, 2685 nucleotides long. Its product is annotated as high affinity copper uptake protein 1-like. The transcript is spliced from 8 exons. Gene Ontology annotation, molecular function: copper ion transmembrane transporter activity. NCBI's taxonomy places the organism in Eukaryota, Metazoa, Mollusca, Bivalvia, Ostreida, Ostreidae. Bases 297 to 1040 code for a protein of 247 amino acids. Gene Ontology annotation, biological process: copper ion transmembrane transport. Gene Ontology annotation, cellular component: membrane. The record is from RefSeq and is a predicted model, not a curated record.
UGAAAGUUGUUGUUGCAUGGUCAUGACUUACGCUAGAAAUCGUGAAUGAAAGAUUAAUUUGCUCAUUCUGAAAUCAAAUGAUUAAGCAAACGUAAAACAUCCUGGUUGAGAACAUAAGAACCGAAAUCAGUCAAGGAUAUUCAAGAAAGGGGAGGAUCUUAUUCACCAUAGACUGCAUUCAACAGUUCGGUCUCCGCCUGACCCAAUUCAAGUUUGACAGGGAACGCGUUAGAUCUUGUGUACGACCAACCAGAUUCAAGUUUUGGGCUGCUGUGCUGCUCUGUCUUCUUUACAUUAUGGGCCACAUGAUGAAUAUGUCAUCAACAACAAUGUCGAUGAUGAUGGACAUGAAUUCCACAGGGAUGACAGGAAUGACCCAUGAUCAUCACAUGCAUCACAACAGCACGGGGAUGGACAUGGGCACUGGCCAUGAUCACGGGUCCGGUGGUAUGGGCCAUGAUAUGGGCCAUGGUAUGCACAUGUCAAUGAAUGGUUCUGAUGAAUGUGGCAAUGGGAUGGCUAUGUUCUUCCAUACGGGCAACUGUGAAUACAUUUUAUUUGAGGGGGUUCAGACCAAGUCAGUGGCAGGAAUGGUCGGGGCCUGUAUCGUCAUCUUCUGUCUUGCUGUUUUGUAUGAGGGUCUGAAGGUUUUGCGCGAGUACCUCCUUAAGAGAGCGCUGGUAUCGGGGUCCAAGUACCAGGAAGUGACCAUCGGAACCAAGGGACUGUCAGACCCUCAGGUCAAAAGCAGCAAUGGAAUUUCUAUAGAUUACAAACCAAAAGAGAACCAAUCAAUUGGCGAUGAAGUGCUUUUCAGUAGGUCCAUACUUGAUGGAAGAUUAUCGAUGGUCAGUGGCUCUCAUCUGACCCAGACUCUACUCCAUGUCAUCCAAGUGUUUGUCAGCUACUGUUUGAUGCUCGUCUUCAUGACUUACAACGUUUGGCUGUGUAUUGCCGUCCUUCUCGGGGCGGGAGCGGGAUAUUUCUUCUUCGGCUGGAAGCGCGCUGUCGUGGUUGACGUCAAUGAACACUGCCAUUAAUAAACGACAAUGCAGCAAACACGAUUCCAAACUUGUGAUAUAUUUUUUUCUUUUUUUUUAAGAGUUUUGAAAAAAUAAUAUUACAGGGACAUGGACCCAUAUAUUUUAUAUUAACUUUUUUUUAAGUUGAAAAAAAAAUCAUAUGCCAUAUUUUAUUUGUUGAAGGAGAGCUAGCAGGUAUCCCAGUUGUAAGGACGCUGUUAGUGAAGGGUCAACUAUAUGUUGAACGCUGGGCCCCCUCUCUCUAUGAAAAGCGAGAAAUUGUAGUUUAUUAACAUAAUACCUCAAAACGAAAUUGGCCAACACUCAAUUAAUUAAUACACCUUGACACAAGCUCCCACCACCCUUGUCAGUUUAAGGGACAUGAUUUUAGUGCAUGAAUAUUCUUACACUCUAUGGCUUGCUUUUAUACUGUGUAAUUUUGUUACAGAUGUUUUCAGUGAAUGGUAUUCGUAGCAAACCCAUUUGAUUUAAAAAUUAGAGUACCAAAACAGCAUCAUACAUUGUACCUGAACCUAAUAUUUUUACGCAUAUUAUACACUGCCGUGUCUAUUAAUUGCAGGUUGUUCAAAUCAAAAUAACACAUUGUUAAAGGUAGCUACGGAGAAAGGACUAAUAUUACAUGUACUACAUGUAUUUUGUUGUAACUGUUUAAGAAUAUGAGAACUAAUUUAAAUUUUGUUAGUGUCAAAAAUAGGCUGUAAAGAUACUUAGUCUUAUCCUAUUUUAUAAGGUUCAGGCAUACAUUUUACAUACUUCAGUAUAUAUUUGUUGUCUAGAUGUAGAAAGUACUGAACAAUCUGUCAAAAUCCGUUUGGUUUGUCUCAUUAGAGUUAUCUCUCUUUCCUCUUGGUGAAGGUUGACUAUCUCAAAAUAUUGAAAAUUUGUCAUGUUCAUAUAUCAAUAAUAUGCCAAAACAUUUAGUAUAGUUUUAUCCUAGUGUAAUGGCAUUUGUUCAUGGCUUGCUAGCAAUAUUUUUGUAUACCAUUGUGAUACAGUCACAUAAAUUUUGUGCUGUACAUGAAUGAUUUGGAUGAAAAUUAAUGGACAAAUUUUUGUACUUAAGAUUGUUAUUGUUUAUCUUGCCACAGAUGUUGCACAUUACAUUGAUAAGGUACUUAAUACAUGUAGAUGUUGAUUAUGUCAAUCAGUAAAUAUACAGUGGCAUCAUUUAAAUUUGCAGCGGUCAGUUUUUUCCUGUCAUACAUCGAACUAAAUUUUCAGCAAUCAAGAUAAACUUUUGCUCUUGUCUUGCAUGCCACUAUUUGGAGUGACCGCCUUCCUUUAAAAUUUACUUUGUAUACAGGAAUCAUGGAUUAAAAAUAAUUGCAUAUGGGCAUUUUGUCAUUUGUAGUUGUCAUUAAUUAGAGUUUAUAUUGAAACGUUUACAGGUAUUUUAAUUUUCAUGCAUACAUUUGAAUGAUUUGAUACAAGAGUUCGUUCAUUUUUAUAAAACUAUGUAAUUAUCAUGGACGACAGAAAAUGUUAUUAAUGCUAUUUAGAAUAUUUUCAUUGUACUGGUAUGUGUGUGUUUUAAAGAAAAGUGAUCAAAAAUUAUGUUAACGUUGCUUACUUCAUAGAUUUUAUGAAAUCCAAAUGUAUUGGAAUUGUUAUUUGAUGACAAUAAAAAUGUACUCAUACUUCA